Molecule: messenger RNA, 2775 nt
Organism: Closterium sp. NIES-67
Lineage: Eukaryota; Viridiplantae; Streptophyta; Zygnematophyceae; Desmidiales; Closteriaceae
Source: the annotation of a GenBank genome assembly
UCUCAGUUGCCGACACGGUAGUGCAUCCAGGUAGUUGUUUCACAGUUUCUUGCGGGUGCAGUUUUCUCUGUUGCCUGAAUGUAUUUUGUGGCGGUGCCUUGGUGCGAUGUGUGUCAAGCUCAGCUGGAGGCGAAGGGUGUAAGUGGGCGUGCAAGUAGGUCUGUUCGUCUCACCAUCAAGUGCCCUUCUCGAUUGCCUGUUCCACCACGGGUCAGGUACAGCUGUUAGAAGAGGACUCUUCGGCUGCAGUUUUUUCCUGUGCCUCUGGUUCUUGGCUCUUGCCCCCUGUGUUUUCUUGUGCGUCUCUGCUGGUGUGAUGUGUCCAAGGAAAGCUGGAAGAGAGACAAUGGAUCUGUUCCUCUCACCAUGUGCAUGCCACUGUCAAGUGCCCCUGUCAAGUGCCCCUGUCAAGUGGUAUUACCAUCCGUUCAGGUACAGCUGUCAAGCACGCUUUGCUGCUGCAGUUUUUGCUCUUGCCUCUGUUUCUUGGCUCUUUCUUCCCGUGUUGCUUGUGCGCCUCUGCUGGUGUAAUGUGACGAAGAAAAUCUGGAAGACAGUGAGCCAAGUGAAGUUGCAAGUUUAUCUGUUUCCUCACCAUCUCCCUUUUCGGUGGCCAUCAGGUAUCUCUGCAGAGCAGCCAGCUAGUCGUUUCUUGGCCCAUGCCUUUUGUGGGUCUUGGGUCUGGCCGUUCUGUGUUCUCUCUGUGUUUCUAUUGCCGUGUUGGUGUGAUGUGAGAAGCGCUGGGAGAUGGAGAGUGAAGGGGGAGGUACUCAUUCUUUUUGGUCUUUGUGUUGUGUUUCUUGGUCCAGGCUUCUCUGUGUUCUCUGUGUGUCUCAAGCUGUGCUGUGUUGGUGUGAUGUGUGAAGAGCAGCUGGAAGACAGACCGAAGGGGAGGUGCACAUUAUUCUUUGGUUUUUGUGUCUCUUUCUUAGGUCUUGCUUUUCAGUGUUCUGCUGUGCGUUUCUCUGCCUGUUCUGUUCCUGUGUUGGUGUGAUGUCAUUCUGCCUUCUGUGCUUCCAUCCCUCUCGUCCUGUUUCCAGCUUUUCUCCCUUCUCUCUUCCCCUCCCCUCUGAUUCGUUGCUUUCCCUUCUCCCUUGCACCCAUUACAUACAGCAUUGCACCUUAUUGAUGCUUACAAGCAGUAUACAUAUUCAUACACCCCAGUACAUGCAUGCAUUUAUACACCUGAAUACAUGCAUACGUUUAUCCACCUCAUACAUGCAUAUAUUCAUACACCUCAUGCAUGUGUGCAUCCAUACCCAUGCACAGCUCCAUACACCGUAUGCAUGUGUGCAUUCACACCGCAUGUCCCACAUUGCAUCCACUGGACGAUGAUGAGGCAACUGCCCUUGGAUUGUGGUUCAUGUGCCCAAUCACCCACUUCAUCAGUGGGUGUUUGCCUUAAACUCCCUCUUUGAGGGAUGUAUGGCAAUCCACACGUUGACAGCUUCUUUGGAAGGGGGUUUACCUCCUAUCCUGGCAGGCUGAUGUGGCAUCCAAGGCAGCAACCUGAGUCCAUUACAACUUGUUACCUUUGCUGCCGGUGCCCUCUCUGUGAGGGAAGGCAGGGCAGCCACAAUGUAUAGCUGCUUUGGAAGGAGGUGUGCCUCCUAUCCGAGCAUGCUGAUGUGGCAUCCAAGGCAGGGACUUGAGUCCAUUACAACUCGUGACGUGCGCAUGUCCGUUAUUGCAUCCACUGGACAAUGAUGAGGCAACUGCUCUUGGAUUGUGGCACAUGUGCCCAAUAGCCUGCUUCAUUAGAGGCUUGCGAUAAACACCCUCUUCUGGGUGAGGCAUGGCAGGCCACACUGUUGACAACCCGCUUUGGAAGGGGGUGUGCCUCCUAUCCUAGCAUGCUGAUGUGGCAUCCAAGGCAGGGAGCUGAGUUCAUUACAACUCGUUACUGUAGUUGACAAUGCCCUCUGUAUGGGGAUGUAUGGCAAUCCACACUGUUGAGACCUGCUGAGGAGGGAGGUUUUGUCUCCUAACCUGGCAAGCUGAUGUGGCAUUAGAGAGAGGCAGUUGUGUCCAUUACAAGUUGUUACAAUUGUUGCGAGCGUCUGUGAUGUGACGCAUGGCAGCUGUCACUGUUGACAGCUGCUUUGAAAGGGGGCUUGCCUCCUGCCAUGUCACCCUGAUGUGGCAACUAAGGCAGGAACCUGUGGCAGUUACAAACUGGUUUUAGCUCUUCGAAGGAUUUACUGCUGCAGUUUUUGCACUUGCAUCUGUUGCUUGGUUGAUACUCCCUGUGUUUUUCACGUGUUUCUAGUGGAGUCAUUUGAAAAGAAAGGUGGAAGAAAGUGGCCACAAUGGGGGAAGGUGUGAGUAUGUUUCUCUCUCAUCUUUUACCCUUCUCAGUUGCACGUACCACCACAUCCAGGUAAUUGGUGAAGCAUAUGCGUGUGUUAUGUCCUCUGUACAGCUUAUGCUGCUGUGGUUGUGUGAUGGUUUGCAUGUGAAGGAAAGGUGGGUGAUUGUGACCAGGGUGGAGGUGCAAGUAUGUCUGUUCCUCUCACCUUUCAUCCUUCCCAGUUGCUCAGGUGCGCAGCAGUAUUGCGUCGAGCUUUGGCGCUUACUUCUAUGUUCGUGGUUGUCACUUGAUGUUUCUUGCGGGUCAUGUGCUCCCGUGGUCUUGUGGUCUUGUGGUCUUGUGGUCCUGUGGUCCUGUGGUUCUGUGGGCCUGUGGGCCUGUGGUCCUGUGGGCCUGUGGUCCUGUGGUCCUGUGGUCCUGUGGGCCUGUGGUCCUGUGGUCCUGUGAUCAUGUGGUCCUGUGGG